This is a messenger RNA of Saccostrea echinata, 1232 nucleotides long. RefSeq names its product proline-rich transmembrane protein 1-like. The record is from RefSeq and is a predicted model, not a curated record. Lineage: Eukaryota; Metazoa; Mollusca; Bivalvia; Ostreida; Ostreidae. Gene Ontology annotation, cellular component: membrane. The transcript is spliced from 4 exons. Bases 82 to 555 code for a protein of 157 amino acids.
AUCGAGAGUGUACGAUAUAUAACAUAAACACUAACGCCAUCAAUAAUUGUACAUCGCAAAGUAUUUUAAAUAUAUUGGAAUAUGUCUACUAACCAGGAAAAAACAGGACCACCACCAUCAUACAACCAAGCAGCAUAUCCCAAUACUCAGCCUCAGCCUCAGUAUGGAUACGGGAACCAGUACAACCAGUAUCCAGGAAGUCAAUAUCCGCCGCAAGGUGGCGUUCAGGGCCAGUAUCCCGGUCAAUUUCAGCAGCACAAUGUUGUGGUUGCACAGCCCGGGCCUACAAUGGUCGUAGCCCAGCCCCCUCAACAAGACUGGAUGGUACCCGCUAUUCUCUCGUGUUUGUGCUGCUUCUGGCCAACGGGGAUAUUUGCCAUCCUUGCCGCUAAUAAGGCAAAAAAUGCAGCUGCUGUUGGUGAUGUAGCGGAAGCACAGGAACAGUCAGGACGCGCGCGCACACUUGUCAUCGUUUCCGUUGUGAUUGGAGUUAUUGUCAUUGCACUUUCCGUGAUACUGCGAGUGGUUCUCUACUCUAGUUACUCACGUUACUGAAACAAAGACGUCGUAAUCACAUGACUUCAUAGCGAGGGCUAUGUAAAUUGUGACAUGUUUAAUCCUGAUUCUGGAAUAUUCAUAUACACGUAUAUCACCGUAUAUGUUUAAAGGUUAAAGUGAACAAAGUAUGUACAAUCAAUUUGAUAUAAUAAAUCAUGUUGUAAAUUGUGUUGUUAGGUAUACUUGUGGGUAACUGUCUGCUUUUUAAUGCCAGAGAAAACUUGACAUUUUUUAACAAUAUGCUCCUAGUUUGAUACAUGAAAUGUCUUCUUUUUCUCAUUAUGUAUUGUAUAUUACAUGUUGCAUGUUCUUCCCUUAGACAGAUUUUCAUGUAUGUAUAUUUCUACAUUUUAUACAGUGAAAACAUAUGCUGAUAAAGGCGAGAAUAUGGUAUGCUUAUGUAUGCCAUUACGAAUUUAGCAUAUUGAAAAUGUUAGAUAUUGUACAUGUAAGUGUAUUAGCUCAGUUAAUUUUAGGAGAGUUUAUUAAUUUUGAUAAUACAGUUUUAUUGAACUCAUAUUGUUGAAUAUUUGUACAAGUAAGCCGUAAAAUGUUUUACAGCCAAUAAUUAGCUCUGUAAGUCUUAUACUAUAUCCUAAUACAUGUAGCUAAUACUUUUUUCUUGUUGAUUUUCAUUGUAAAUUGAUUUUUUAAAAUUAAAAAAUACAAUUUAA